Messenger RNA from Sorghum bicolor (sorghum), 2322 nucleotides. RefSeq names its product putative F-box/LRR-repeat protein At3g18150. The transcript is spliced from 5 exons. Bases 293 to 1660 code for a protein of 455 amino acids. NCBI's taxonomy places the organism in Eukaryota, Viridiplantae, Streptophyta, Magnoliopsida, Poales, Poaceae. The record is from RefSeq and is a predicted model, not a curated record. Gene Ontology annotation, molecular function: protein binding.
GGAUUUGCAGUGUCUGCUCUAGACUAGACUACAUACACGAUUUGAUCUCACAUGCCACCACACUAGGUUCCUUAACAAACCCAAUGAGUUGUAAAAUAUAUUCUUGUGGUUUUAGCAUUUUUUUUUAUUGACUAUACCCAGAUACCAUGGCCAUAGUCCAAUGAAUCUGCGCCAAGCCAUUCCCGGCCAUAAAAGACUGUCCAACCUGAAUAUUUGAUAUUUUUUCUAUCUAUUAUGUUCUACCUUUUACUUGAGCACUUUGAGUUUCUUUAUUAUAUCUAUCUAUUAAUGCAUGGCUAGUGCAAUUUUAGGCUUACAUUAUUUGGCCUCCUUCUUGUCCUGUUUCUGGAUCUACCACUGGAUAUCGUCGUCUGGUCGAACCACCAUGGGUCUGCUGGCGUUGCAGCGGCUCAUGUCCCUACAGCGCGACCGGCAGCGGCGUCAACAGCGAACCCAAGCUCUGAAUGGAUCGAUUGAUUCAUCAAUGGAUAUAAGAAAGUGCUCACCCUGUGAACAAGACACCCAUGGUGAUUCUCAUGCUGCCAAAAGAAUGAUGUGUUCAAUCCCAACCCUUCCGGAGGACAUUUUGCAACAUAUACAUUCCCUGUUGCCACUGCGUGAUGCUGCCCGUGCUGCUUGCUCAUCUCAUGCCUUUCUACGUUUCUGGCGAUGUCAUCCCAAUCUAACCUUAAACUGGCAUAUCCUUGGCUCAAAUGCAAAUGCAUCUCAAGAGAAUUUCAGCUGCAUAAUUGACAACAUCCUGAGGAACCACUCAGGCAUCAACAUUAAGAUACUCAAGCUUCAGUUAUAUGGCAUUUAUGAUGCCUACCAGUAUCUGGACAGUUGGCUUCAGGUUGCUGUUAAACCUGGGAUUGAAGAACUCACCAUUGAGCUAUGUUAUGGAGUUGACAUGAAGCAUAAUGUCCCAUGCACAGUUUUAACUAAUGGUGUCCAAAACUCAAUCUGGUAUCUUCAACUUUCCUGCUGCGCCUUCCAUCCCACACCUGAACUUGGCCCCUUCAGAAACCUAAAAAGUUUGCUCCUGCGUUCUGUGCAUAUUUUGGAUAAUGAGUUAGAGUGCUUUCUUUCCAACUCCCAUGCUUUGGAGAAGUUAGACCUCAAUGGUUGCAAGAAGAUAACGUGCCUGAAGAUACCUUGCAUCCUGCUGCAGCUCCAUAGCCUGAAGGUUUCUUGUUGCCUGAAUCUGCGAGUGAUAGAGAGCAAAGCUCGAAAUCUCUCCUGUUUUAUCCUUGAAGGACGGAGUGUAAAAGUCUCACUUGGAGAAACACUGAAAAUGAAGAACCUGUGCAUGGGCCGUUCCAACAUCGUCUGUUAUGCCCGUGUUAUAUUGUCAUCCAGUAUGCCAAACCUCAAGACUCUUACCAUCAGCUCACAUUAUGAGAGGGUUAAUACACCAAUGCUUCGUACCAAAUUCCUAUUCCUCAAGUGGCUGUCUAUUUAUCUGAGAUUGACCUCUUGCCCAUCCUAUGACUAUUUUUCUCUGGUUUCUUUCCUUGACGCUUCUCCCUCCUUGGAGACUUGGUUGUUGGAUGUAGCUGAGGAAAGUAUGCAGCAUGAAUCAAUUUUCGGAGGCGGCUCCUUGCAGUUGAGGCAGAUGCCUGAGCAGCACCAUGGCCGCCUUAAGACUGCAGGUAGCUGAGGAAAGUAUGCAGCAUGAAUCAAUUUUCGGAGGCGGCUCCUUGCAGUUGAGGCAGAUGCCUGAGCAGCACCAUGGCCGCCUUAAGACUGUGAGGUUCAAAGGCUUCAACUCAGCCAAGAGCUUGGUUGAGCUAACGUGUUAUAUUCUCAGGAACGCAAAGUCACUUGGCCGGCUCACACUGGAUACCACUUAUGGUGAUCCGAAGUGUGAUAGCGCAAUGUCCGGUGGCAGGUGCACUCCCAUGAGUAAAGAUUUUCUCAUGGAAGCACGUAGAGGGGUUUCGGCAAUUAGAACGUACAUUGAAGAUAAGGUUCCAUCUAGUGUUAGGCUGACGGUGGUGGAGCACUGUACUCGGUGCCAUGCUGAUAACUUAGGUUAGAUUAUAUUAGAUUUGCAUGAAGGUUGCUUUCUUUCUUGGAAUGAAUUGGAUUGCAAGCAGGCCUGUUCAAUGCCUCUCGUAAUCAGAGUAGGUGUGUAAUAUUUGUAGGCAUGGAUGGGCCAUGCCCCUUUAAUUAAUUCAGAUUAGCCUCGCUUUUCUUUGGUAUAUGUUACAUACGUGGAUUUCUGUUUGUGGAUGGAGACGAGCUGGGUUUUGUUUGUGGUGAUAAGCUGGCGUCCUAUGCGGAUUCAGCCCGAUUGUUUUAAUGUCGUUCUUUUACCUG